Molecule: messenger RNA, 2004 nt
Organism: Papaver somniferum (opium poppy)
Lineage: Eukaryota; Viridiplantae; Streptophyta; Magnoliopsida; Ranunculales; Papaveraceae
Product: heptahelical transmembrane protein 4-like
Exons: 4
Coding region: 567-1721 (384 amino acids)
Cellular component (GO): membrane
Molecular function (GO): signaling receptor activity
Source: RefSeq, a predicted model, not a curated record
UCUCUUGUUUUGUGCUACCUGUUCCCACUUCUCACCUCCAAAUCUCCAAAAUUUGCAUUUAGCAAAUAAUAAAUACCAAAAAGGUUGCGUAUAUGGAUUAAACCAGGUCGGUCUAAAGCCACCAUAUGUAACCUUGUGAGCAUCUUCAGCGAAUCAACCCAAGAAUAUAUUUUUGUCUGUCUUUCCAUUCCAUUGAGGAAAUCAGAGAGAGAGAGAGAGAGAGAGAUAGACAUUUCUUUCAAUUUCUCUGCUCUCAAUUUAUAUAUACACCAUUGAUGUUUUCCAUUCUUUCCUCAUAAAAUUCCCACACCAGAGUGAAAAUCUACUACUUCCCAUUGUUAUUACCGGAAAUUUCUUUGGUUUCCGUUAUUAUCUUUGAAAUUGUAAUUAGUUGGCGGUUGGUUAGUUGGUUUUUCUUGUUUUUCUCCGUCAAAGGAGAGAUCUGAAAUUGCGUAUUUUUACAUUGAAAUCACGUCAAAUAGAGAGAUCUCAAAUUGCGUAUCAGUUAAAUCCACGUCUCAGUUCCCGUUCUUAGGGUAUUUUGAUUUUGGGUUUGUGAGAAUUCAAUGGGUUCUUUAGGAAUGUAUAAUGAGAAUCAUGAUUCUGAUCAUGAAGAAGAGAAUCUAGUUCCUCCUUCAAAACAAGGAAAAGGGAAGAGAUUGUGGAAGAAGGUCAAGUAUCAGCUUGUUGAAUAUCAUGCAUUGCCUGGAUAUUUGAGGGACAAUGAGUACAUUAUUGGUCAUUACCGAGCUGAGUGGCCACUGAAGCAGACUUUUCUUAGCAUUUUCUCCAUUCAUAACGAGACUCUUAAUGUCUGGACGCACUUGAUCGGAUUUUUUCUCUUUCUAGCAUUGACUAUAUACACUGCAAUGAAGGCCCCAAAGGUGGAUCUUCAUUCCCUUCAACAUUUACCUGAUGCAUGGAAAAGAGCUGAUCUUCAGAAUUGUCUUCCUUACCUGCAAAGAUUGAAGAAAGAAGUAACAGGAUGGAGUGUUCUUGAACUUCUCAAUAAUUGUUUACCUGAGAGAUUCUCAAGUGGCAACCACACUGAUGUUUGUGUUCUGCGAAGCUUCGCACAAGAUUUUGCAAACAUAAUAUCACCUUUUAUGCUGACGCCAAUAACUCGAUGGCCCUUCUUUGCCUUCAUGGGUGGGGCCAUGUUUUGCUUAUUAUCGAGCAGCACGUGCCACCUCCUAUCUUGUCAUUCAGAACGACUCUCUUACAUAUUGCUCAGAUUAGACUAUGCUGGUAUUGCAGCCUUAAUUGCCACGUCCUUCUACCCACCCGUCUACUAUUCCUUCAUGUGUAAUCCAUUUUUCUGUUACCUCUACUUGGGCUUCAUAACAAUACUAGGAAUCACCACCGUUAUUUGCUCACUGGUUCCAGUCUUCCAGACACCCGAAUACCGUAAUAUACGAGCUUCCCUCUUUUUUGGAAUGGGAUUCUCUGGAGUGGCACCAAUACUUCACAAGUUGAUCUUAUUCAAUGAUCAACCUGAAGCUCUUCACACAACAGGGUAUGAAUUACUUAUGGGUGUUUUCUACGGAACUGGAGCUUUGAUUUAUGCUACAAGGAUUCCCGAGAGAUGGAUGCCAGGGAAGUUUGAUAUUGCCGGACAUAGCCAUCAACUCUUUCACUUGUUGGUGUUAGCAGGAGCUUAUACCCACUACCAGGCAGGGUUGAUUUAUUUGAAAUGGAGGGAUCAGCAAGGUUGUUCGUAAGGAAAAGAAAAGAUAGAAAGAUCGGAUUUUAGGGAGUGAAAGUAGUUGCUUUCGGUCUACUAUCUGGCUGUAGAAUUGUACUUUAUGAAAAUAUAGAUGGUGUGAUGGGACUAAUUUGGUCCAAGGUCUUGUAGUUAUUAGUAGCUGUUGGUUCUCUUUUUUUUUUUUUUUUGAAACUGAAGAUUGAAUUUAUUAAGAAGUAGUGUUUACAUAAUUGUUAUCUUCUUGCAGUUGGUCUAUGAUACAACUGGGAGGGGUUAAUAACCAGAUACCACUUAUGCUA